Molecule: messenger RNA, 595 nt
Organism: Ochotona curzoniae (black-lipped pika)
Lineage: Eukaryota; Metazoa; Chordata; Mammalia; Lagomorpha; Ochotonidae
Product: killer cell lectin-like receptor subfamily F member 2
Exons: 5
Coding region: 1-585 (194 amino acids)
Source: RefSeq, a predicted model, not a curated record
AUGGAAAAUGAAGAUGGGUAUAUGAGUUUGAACCUAAAGGAUCGCUUGAAAUCCAGGGAGGGACUUAAAGAGGUCUCCCCGUCUCUACAACAUUAUUGCUUUAUGGUCCUGUGUGGAUGCAUUGGGAUCCUUAUUUUCCUGGUGACAAUGAUUGGCCUGAAAUUUUGGGCAGAAGAGAUUUCUGUGUGUCCGAAAGACUGGCUGUUGAACCAAGGGAAAUGUUACUGGCUUUCAACGUCUUUUAAAACUUGGAGAGAGAGUCAACAUGAGUGUGCGCAGUGGCAGGCGCACCUGCUGCUCAUUCGGAAUUUGGAUGAGCUGAGGUUCAUACAGAGCAGUUUAAAACGGGGCUAUCUCGGCUGGAUCGGCCUGUAUGUCACAGCCCAAGGCAGACUGUGGAGGUGGAUAGAUGAGCAAGCUUUUGUUCCACAACUGUUUUCAGUGAUUGGACCCCAGGAUGAGAGGAGUUGUGCUAUCAUAACGGGCAGGCAGGUGUACUCGGAGGACUGUGACUCCACGUUCAAUGCCAUCUGCCAGAGAGACGCUGUCUGUUGCCCCCACAAUCGAUCCACUGGUGCUGUGUAAAUGUAUGAGG